AUGGAUGAUACUAAUAGUAAUAACAAUUUCGACCAGAAAGAUUAUUUUGAUCAAUUGAGUAACGUACUUCCGUGGCAACGAUCAUUUACAUCACAUGAACGAAUCAUAAUUGUACUAAUUGCUACUACAGUUGUCUCACUCGUUGGUUGUACAUUGCUCUGUUUUAUUUGCUCGCUAUCUCCUUUACGACGACGACCGAAUUCAAAAAAGAAAAUAGUAUCAAGAAACGAUACACUUGUGCUUCCAUCAGUGCCAAGUAAUGAAUCUAGUAUUCAGACAGAUGACAAGUCUAAUUUUAAUAUAUUAUCACAGUAUCCAUAUUUAUAUUUGGGAAGAGAAUCUUCUUAUGGAACAAUAUCAGAUAUUGAUGGUGGUAAAUUGAGUAAUGGUAUUAAUUAUCCAUCAUCAAUGAAUAGAAAUGUUAGUCGUUCUCUAUCACUCAAUUCAUCAAUUUCGACUGAUAGCUCAGUUGUAACAAUAACUGAUACAUUUCCAGCACCUUCAUAUGCUCAAGUCAAUGUUGAACUGAAUUUUGACAUAAAAAAAAAUUUGCUAGAAAUUAAUUUAACAAACGGUAAACAUUUUUCACUUCAUCCUGCAUUCGACGAACAAGCAGAAUUUUUUAUUCAUGUACAAUUGUUAAAUAAUAAAAUAUUAAAAAAAUUUCAAGAUGCAAGACGAAAUCGUCGAUCAAGUUUACAGCUCAGUACCUGGAAAAAUCAGCAGGAAAAAACUACCAAGAAAUUAUCACGAACAACAUCUGAUACAUUGAUAUGUGAUGAAUAUUUACAAUUCGCAUUGAAUAGUAAUAGUGUGAAAUCAGUAUCACUUCGCUUUUCACUGUUUUGUAUUGAACGAGCUGGUACUCAAGAUGUCAUGUUUGAAGCUACAAUUCGUUUAGACGCAUCGAUGAUACCUCACUAUAGGAAAAUAAUUGAAUUUAAAAAUUUACCUGAAAUUGCAUUUGGUGAAAUAUUUCUUGGCCUAAGUUAUCUUCCAACUGCUGGAAGAUUUACAAUUAAAAUUGAGAAAUUACGUUACCUUUGUAAAAAAGAGAAAGAUCAAAUAAUUGAUGCUCGAUUAAUAGCGACGUUUUUUCAUCAUGGUCGUCGUUUUUUUCAAAAGAAGUUGCCAUCUUUUAUUUCUAAUGAAUCAUUUACAACAAAUAAUAAUGCAUAUGAAAUAAAUGAUAUUAUUACACAAAAUAUUCCACAAAACGAUAUUCAAUCGAUCUAUGUACAUUUCGAACUUAUUAUUCAUAUAUCAAAUUUAAAAGAGGAAUCAAUAAUGUCCUGUGGUUCAGUACUACUUGGUGAACAUACACGAUAUGAAACUGUUUGGCAAAAAGUGCUUGAACAACCUCGACAGACUCAUCUUGGCUGGUAUCAAUUUUUUGGCUAA
This is a messenger RNA of Rotaria socialis, 1401 nucleotides long. NCBI's taxonomy places the organism in Eukaryota, Metazoa, Rotifera, Eurotatoria, Philodinida, Philodinidae. The record is from the annotation of a GenBank genome assembly.